AUGAUACCGGCGUACAAGUACGGCGAGCAGCGAUGUUUCGGCUCGAAAGGUUGGGGUGUGUCAGCAUUUGUCGUGGGAAUGUUAGUGAGUAUGAACCACGACAGCUCACUUGCUUGUAAUGGAAUUGAUGAUAUCAAUUACAGUCCUUGUUUCUACGCGUUUGGCUUCUUGAUGCUCUGCGAAUUAGUCGUCGCAAUACCUUUCAAAUACCGAAACGCAAACGAAGAUAAAUCACUUGAAACCCGCGCACAUUUAGCUCAAGUUUGUCAACAGCUUGAUCGCCUUACACUGUUUGUUUUCUUCAUAGUCUUACUGGCCGGUUUUAAUAUGGGUUUUAUUCAAAAUUUCCUGUUUUGGUAUUUACAGUCAUUGGGUGGUUCUCAAACUCUUUUUAGUUUAAUUCUUGGUUUUAACGCAGUCGGUGAUUUGAUUGGGUUCCUAUUAUCCGUGAAACUCAUUUCAAAGUAUGGCCAUUUGAAGAUGUUGGUUUUGGAGAUUUUUGCUUAUGCGGUUCGUUUGACCGUAUACGGAAUGAUUGAAAAUCCUUGGUUAUAAUAUUGACUGUGGAGUUUCUCAAAGCAUUCACAUUUUCAGUUGUUUGGGCUGUGGCGUUGUCUUUCUUUUGCGAUAGUUGUCAGAACGGGUCAACCCUGGCAGCUUUUGUGCACAUGCUGUUUUGGGGAGUUGGUUAUGGUGGAGAGGUAUAAUAGGCGGAGUGUUGAUGGAACGUAUUGGUGGCCGAACAACUUUCCUUGGUUUGGCUGUCAUAAAUCUCAGUGUUGUAAUGCUUAUAUUUGUAGUCGUUCAACUCGAUUGUUGUCAAAGGAGAUUGCAAGAUAUCGACAAGCCUGUGGAGAUUGACGACUCUGAUAUAUGA
Molecule: messenger RNA, 877 nt
Organism: Paramuricea clavata
Lineage: Eukaryota; Metazoa; Cnidaria; Anthozoa; Malacalcyonacea; Plexauridae
Source: the annotation of a GenBank genome assembly